GAUUUAAAGUGAUGGAAAAACCCUUAUUAAAAAAGUAGCAGUUAUCUGUUAUGGACAAGUUGAAAGUACUCUUUAACACUGGAAAAAGUGGAGGGGAAGCAGCUAUCUUUUAGGCAUAUUUAAAUCUUUGAUACUUUCUUGGAUCCUUAGUGGCCAUCUACACCCUUGUUUUCAGAUGUUUUCUGUUAAUACCAACAUUGUUUAAGCUCUUAAAAGAAAAAAAUAUAAUAAUUUCAAAGCAAGCUUUAGUUUGGCUUAUCAUUAAUUUCUUUUAAAAUGUGGAUAAUUAAUUGAAAAUGAGGUUUGGCCUUUUUGUGAUGGUUUUAUGGUUAACCAGUCCUUUUUCCUAACAAUAAAAUUGAAAAGGAAAACAUUUUUAAUGUCAGAGAAUCUGUAGGCAUAUGAAUUACGAAAAAUGCUAUUAAUUUUACCUGAAUGUUGUUAAAGUUUUCUAUUCCCAAAGUGAUACCAAAUAUGAUUGUUCUUUUUUGUGUGUUGAAACAAGAAAUUAAUGUUUGAGCAUUUCUAAUUGUUCUUUUUGUAUGUGCGAGAUGGGUUUCAGGCUCUCAGCCAAUGGGGCUGCAUUGUGCUCACUUUGUUGCACUCAAGACUAGAUUUGCUAAAGAAGCAACUACCCUUGAGUAUUGGGCAGCCCACCAGCAGCUGCUUACUUAUCUUUUAGUGUUUCUAAUGGCUUUAGAACUUGUGAUAUGGGUUAGAGAGGGAUUCUUGGAAGAAGAGGAUUAAAAUUUAACAUUGCUGAUCCUAGUGGAGUUUAGCUGCACUACCUUCCUUUAGCCCUUUUCUCUUCUUUGUGAGGUUUUGAAGAAAUUGGAAGAUACUAAUGGCACAUCCAUCUGUUGCUGCAACAUUUGUUACAUUUCUUAAGAAUAAAAGGAGAAUAAGUCCAUAAAAAUAAAUAAAUAAAUAAAAUACCAACUAGCUUUGAUGGUAAAUGCUAGCCCAAAAAAGAGGCUAGAUGAUAAAUAAACUUGCUGUUAUUAUUGGGGACAUAGAAGGGGAUUUCUUCUUCUUCAGUAGACUCAUAUUAGCAGGUUUUUUUUUUUGGCCAUCCUCAUAUUAAUAGUUUACCUUACAAGUUGUAGCUUGUAUUGGAUUUGAAGCAACUCUUUGUAUUAUUUAGAGUAAUGUUUAUUCUAAUGGGAAUCCUCAGCUUCCUAUUGUAGUCAGCAAUUAAGCAAUGUAAACAUCUUUCAGUUUAUCAUUUUUCUAAAGUUGCCCCUUUCAAGACCUUGAAUCUGUGCUCUUAUUCUUGUCAGCCCAAAACUUCAUGCCUUUUCCCCAUACAGUGGCCAGUGCAGUAUUGUCUUAUGUGUUGUAUAAAUUUUAUUUAGCCAUAUUGUGUCCUUGUAUGUUGUAAAUCUUUGUGGGUGAUAUGCAAUUGUCCCUUUAUGAUUAGUGUUGCUGGUCAAUAUCAUUUUUUAAAAUAAGGAAAGUAUUUCAUU
This is a messenger RNA of Rubroshorea leprosula, 1466 nucleotides long. Lineage: Eukaryota; Viridiplantae; Streptophyta; Magnoliopsida; Malvales; Dipterocarpaceae. The record is from the annotation of a GenBank genome assembly.